AAUUGAACACCAAAAAGUGGUAUUUUUUAAUCAAAGUAUAGAUAAUAGUAGUUCAAGUCCAAACACACAACCAAAUAGAAAUGUAGGUACAAGCGUACAAGUACAGUAUGGUUCCUCUUUAUGUCCGAAAUGAUGCAAAUCUCAUGGAACCUCAAGAAUUUCCGCCAAAUUUUGAGAGCAUGUAUAGAGCAAAGCGACCUGACAACCGGCAAAUGCUUGCACACACUUUAUGUCAAGUCUCUUGUCCCACGGAUUACGUAUAUUUCCAAUCAUUUCAUUCUCCUCUACUCCAAAUCCGGCCGUCUCCCCGCCGCCCGGAAGGCCUUCGACGCCACCCCGGACCCCAAUGUCUUCUCCUUCAACGUCAUGAUUGCUGCCUAUGCCAGAGAAUCGUUGCCCCAUUUUGCGCAGCAAUUGUUUGAUGAAAUUCCGGAACCGGAUCUCAUCUCCUACAACACCCUCAUUUCUGCCUAUGCUGAAUGCGGUAAUGUUUCACAAGCGCUGAAACUCUUUUUGAGUAUGCGAGAAUCUGGUUUGGCAAUGGAUGGGUUCACCUUCUCUGCGGCCAUUACCGCGUCCGGUGAAGUCAUUGGAUUGGUGAAGCAGUUGCAUAGUAGGGUUGUUUCGGGUGGGUUUCAUAGUUAUACUUCAGUUAAUAAUGCUUUGAUCUCCGGGUAUAGUAAAAACGGGUUCUUUCACGGGGCUGAAAGGGUGUUCCGCGAGAUGGGUGAGGUUAAAGACGAGGUGUCCUGGAACUCGAUGAUUGUGGCAUACGGACAGCAGAGAGAAGGGUUGAAAGCGCUGGAAUUGUAUCAAGAAAUGGUCCGUCGGGAGUUGUAUGUGGACAUGUUUACAUUGGCUAGUGUCUUAAGUGCGUAUACUAGCAUGGAGGAUUUGCUUGGUGGGAUGCAAUUUCAUGGUCAGAUGGUCAAGAUGGGGUUUCAUAGAAAUGCGCACGUUGGGAGUGGUUUGAUUGAUUUAUAUUCAAAAUGUGGUGGUCACAUGUUAGACAGCAGAAAGGUGUUUCAGGAUAUUCCUCAUCCUGAUUUGGUUCUUUGGAAUACAAUGAUUUCUGGAUAUUCCCUGCAUGACGAGUUCUCAGAAGAGGCUCUCAGUUGCUUCAAGGAGAUGCAGCAAGCUGGAAACCUCCCUGAUGACUGUAGCUUCGUUUGUGUACUUUGUGCUUGCGCUAAAAUGUCAUCUCCUUCCCAAGGGAAACAAAUACACUCAUUGGUCAUCAAAUCUGAUAUCCCGUCAAACAGAGUUUCAAUAAACAAUGCCCUGGUUGCAAUGUAUUCCAAGUGUGGGAAUUUGGAGGAUGCAAGGAGGCUAUUUGAUAGGAUGCCAGAGCAUAAUAACGUGUCACUAAAUUCCAUGAUUGCAGGCUAUGCUCAGCAUGGUCUUGGGGUCCAAGCAUUACUAAUUUUUGAACGAAUGCUUGAGAAAAAUAUUGCUCCUACAAGUAUAACCUUUGUAUCGGUUCUUUCUGCCUGUGCUCAUACUGGGAGAGUUGAGGAUGGACACAGGUACUUCCGUCUAAUGACGGAAAAGUUUAAGAUAGAACCGGAGGCGGAACACUAUACAUGCAUGAUUGACCUUCUGGGCCGAGCGGGAAAACUAGACGAGGCGGAGAAGCUUAUUAAGACAAUGCCAUAUGAUCCUAGCAUCAUGGGUUGGGCAUCUUUACUUAGGGCCUCCAGAACUCAUGGUAACAUGGAGCUGGCGGAGAAGGCUGCCAGCCAGUGUCUUCAGCUGGACCCUUCAAAUGCAUCCCCAUAUGUUACGCUCGCACACAUGUAUGCCAGAGCCAACAGAUGGGAAGAAGUGGCGAGGAUCAAAAGAUACAUGAGAGACAAAGGGGUGAAGAGAAGGCCAGGUUGCAGUUGGAUUGAGGUGGACAAGAGGAUUCAUGUAUUUGUCGCAGAAGAUAAAUCGCAUCCGAUGAUAGAGAAGAUUUACAAGUUCUGGGAAGAGAUGUCAAAGAAAAUCAAGCUAGCUGGCUACGUGCCUGACGUGAGAUGGGUUUCAGCUAGAGAUGAUGGAUUAAGGGAAGACGAAAAGGAGACGAUUGUGAGGCAUCACAGUGAGAAACUGGCCAUCGCAUUUGGGCUAUUAUCAACCAAACUCAAUGUUCCUUUACUGGUGAUGAAGAACUUGAGAAUAUGCGGGGACUGUCAUAAUGCUAUUAAAAUAGUAUCUUCUAUCACUAGAAGGGAAAUCACUGUUAGAGAUUGCCAUAGAUUUCACCUCUUUAAAGAUGGUCAAUGCUCCUGUGGGAAUUUCUGGUGAGUCAAGUUUUCUUCUUCCCGUCAUAUUAUAAAGAAAAACCAAGCGACGCCGAAGAUGAAGAGAAAUUUGAAGUUAGUAACGUGGUUGCCAGUCUUUUCUGCUUCCGGAAUUUGCAUAUAAUCUAUUGCUGUCGGGUCUGUAAUGUAGCUGGAAAUCCAAGCUGGGGAUGAAUUUAUCUACCCCAACAAACACUGAGCCAUCGAAGCAUUUUACAUUUUCUUGUUUCACUUAACGAACCUGAAAAAUAUUAUUAUAGCAGAUUAAAAGAAGUGCUGGUUCCAGUAUACUGUGGAAAGUGGAUGGCAACCAUCAAAACCUUACUAUGAAGCUGCACCAACAUUUUCCCUG
Molecule: messenger RNA, 2637 nt
Organism: Sesamum indicum (sesame)
Lineage: Eukaryota; Viridiplantae; Streptophyta; Magnoliopsida; Lamiales; Pedaliaceae
Product: Pentatricopeptide repeat (PPR) superfamily protein
Biological process (GO): RNA modification
Molecular function (GO): RNA binding; zinc ion binding; protein binding
Source: RefSeq, a predicted model, not a curated record